AUGCAGAUAUUGAACGGGAAAAAUAAGCUCUCUAAUUUCGGUGAUAAAAAUGGCAGCCUAGUACGAACGUCAACCAUCAAGCGAGGAUUCUCUCCUCACGAAGGUUCAGUUAGCCAGCCAAUACGUAUGACACUACUUCAUGACUUGGAUUCCAUGGUUGAUGGAUGGUCAGAUUCCGAGAAAGUAUCGGGCAGGCGGUUAGUAAAGUUUACCUUUAUUUAUACGUCAAGCAAUGAGAUACAGAUAGACUUCGAGGCUGUUCCAAAAGAAAAAUACGUGCCCGGAGAGCCCAUUAUAUCAUGCAUCUUCUGGGAGGAACGCGGCCAAUACAUUGUAACAUCAGUUGAUAUCAUCUUACUUCUCGAGUACAUCGUCAAAGAUGUUUUUGGCGUUAAGGAGAAAAACAGGAUAAGAAGAAAUUUGCAGUCGCUCAAACCACAAACUGUCUCACGGACCAACCGUCUGAUUCAGCGAUUUUUUAACUUACUCAUGGGAAUGGAAAACCCGAGACCUCGGAACAUAGAGAAAGAUCUAAAAGUUUUCAAAUGGGCAGACCUUUUCACAGCAUUAACAAAGGUAAUGUCAAAGUAUUCCCGCGACUCAAGUGACCCCGUGGAUACUAUGGAAACUUCGACGACACACCGAACCACCGGUUCUGCUCCCUCAUAUCCGAUGAAAGACUAUCAAUUAGACCUAACAAAUGUGCCGCAGAGGGAGACUUCUGACACAAGUUCUUCAAGAAAUCGUACAAAUGUACAGAUCUCGAGCACUGUGCCCAAGUCGAGUAUUAACUUGAAUGAUAUUAAUAAGAAGUCAAACCUAAAUGACGGUGAUGAGCCAGGCCUGUACACAGAUACGAGCUCUCCAUCUGAAUCAGAUACAUUUAAUGGUGAUGACAAGUCUAAAUCAGUGGAGUCACUUCAGGCGUACAAUUCUAGUGUUCCAUCGUUCACCAUGACACCAUAUCACAAUUCCUCCACCAGUAUAACGUCGAAUGCUCAAUCGAGUGAUAACAGUCGAAGCGAUUCUCAAGAGUCCGAAAUAUCACCUUCGGGCCAAUCUAAGAAGAAGAAAAGAAAGAUGAAGGACAUAAAAGAACAAAAAGAGAGCUAUCAACACAUAUAUCCAAGAUCAAAGCAAUCGUAUACUUGGAACACCCCCAGCCAAGAAUGA
Molecule: messenger RNA, 1173 nt
Organism: Meyerozyma guilliermondii ATCC 6260
Lineage: Eukaryota; Fungi; Ascomycota; Pichiomycetes; Serinales; Debaryomycetaceae
Exons: 1
Coding region: 1-1173 (390 amino acids)
Cellular component (GO): nucleus
Source: RefSeq, a predicted model, not a curated record